Molecule: messenger RNA, 363 nt
Organism: Haemonchus placei
Lineage: Eukaryota; Metazoa; Nematoda; Chromadorea; Rhabditida; Trichostrongylidae
Source: the annotation of a GenBank genome assembly
ACUAGUGGGAGACAGGAACCUUUUUACUUAUCAUAUCCAUUUCACAUAGGACUGCAAGAGCUCUCUAAUUGGAAAUCGGUCAUCAAUUCUGCACGAGUGUUUUGCCUCAGCGUUCUUCAAUAUCGACCUAGACUGAUUUUCAGGAAUAACAUCGAUGGAUGUGACUACGCACAUAACUGCCCCCUCACAUCAGGUCCGCUUACUCUUGACCUCCCACUGGACUUGUCGCAAUUCUCGGCAAUAAUCAACAUUCUCGCCUCAUACCGACCGUAUGAGUUCGAAAUUCGAAUGUUUAACUACAACAAAGGCAAUACGAAGCAUGAAGAAUUUGCUUGUGUCAUGGCUCAAGUAGAAUUGAUAUAA